Molecule: messenger RNA, 426 nt
Organism: Rotaria sordida
Lineage: Eukaryota; Metazoa; Rotifera; Eurotatoria; Philodinida; Philodinidae
Source: the annotation of a GenBank genome assembly
AUGUCAUCAUCAAACCGUUCAUCAAAUGUUCCAUUAUCUUUCGAUCGUUUUCGAGUGAGAUCCAUUGAAUUUCGUGUACCUUUUCGUGAUCAUCAACGUGAAAAAUGUAUUAAACAAAGUCCAGAUCGAUCAUGGACACGUAAGACUCAAGUGCAUCCUCAUGAUAUUAACUUAUCAAAAUCCAAACGAAUAGAUCAUGAUGUUGUACAUUUAUUUCAUGCAAAUAAACAAUCAAAUCCUAUGACAUCAUCAUCAUCAUCAUCAUUAUUAGAAAAUUUACAAAAUAAAAAUAUAAAUCCACCAACUCCAUAUAUGCUACAUUAUCGACAUAGUUCUGUACCAACACGUAUUAUAAAACGUCCAAAAUAUUUUGAUGAAUCAAAUAAACAGUCUGAUCUUCAUCACAUCGAUCAACCUGAUGCUUAA